Daldinia caldariorum is the source of this 657-nucleotide messenger RNA. RefSeq lists its product as uncharacterized. Lineage: Eukaryota; Fungi; Ascomycota; Sordariomycetes; Xylariales; Hypoxylaceae. The record is from RefSeq and is a predicted model, not a curated record. The transcript has 3 exons. The coding region runs from base 1 to 657 and encodes 218 amino acids.
AUGCUCACUUUUUCGCUCCUACUCCUCUGCUGCGGGCUCCUUGUGUCAGCGCAAGAGAAACACGUCCGCAUCUCCGUCGUGCACCACAAGAGAGAAGCAGUGACCUGCGAGCAGAAUUACGGAGAAGGCUCGCAGUCAUGUGGAGGUGAAGGGAGCACCUAUUGCUUCAACCCUAAAAUCGGCCAGUCGUGCUGCGCAGCAGACAACGGAUUCUGCGAUUCGGGAAAAUACUGCGCGCCUGUCGCGGGUUAUUGCUGUCUCGAGGGAGAGGAUCUGGAGACGUGUGCUCGCAAUGCCGGGUUUACGCUGCCCGGAUCGGCUUCGAAUACGACCGCGGGACCUCAGGUCGUGGCCAAUGUAACAACUAUUGCCGGCCCUACGAUAACAGUCCUCCCCUUCCUCAAAGAAUCGGCAACCCCGGUACCAAAGAAAGUCGACGUUCAAAACAACUCAUGUUCAUUCGCGACCCCGGCCAAUGUGAACAAGCCUGUACCAGUACCGACCCUCAUAUCGCAUACAAACGCAACAGCUCCAUUAACUGUACAAGUCUCUUCAGCAAUAAAACGAGCUGAAAUUUCGACUGGACCUAUGACGCUACUUAGUUUAUUGAGCAUCUUAGCUAUUGUUCUUCUGGAGUUGGUGAUAAGUCCGAGGUAA